Messenger RNA from Carassius auratus (goldfish), 2332 nucleotides. RefSeq names its product neurexophilin-2-like. NCBI's taxonomy places the organism in Eukaryota, Metazoa, Chordata, Actinopteri, Cypriniformes, Cyprinidae. The coding region runs from base 1 to 813 and encodes 270 amino acids. Gene Ontology annotation, molecular function: signaling receptor binding. The transcript is spliced from 2 exons. The record is from RefSeq and is a predicted model, not a curated record.
AUGGCCAAGGAAAGUUAUUAUGGAUUUUCAUUUUUGUGUGUUUGUGCUUUUCAGUGUUGUUGGAAGGUCACAUGCAGAAGAGUCCAUAUUCAAGAGGUAGGUCUCGUGGAUUGGGGGGAGGUUGAAAAUGAGGAGCACCCCUCCCCCAAAAGUGCCAGCCCCCGCAUUCUCAACCCCCUGCGCCUUUUCGCCCGGGGAUCCCCUGGGUUCAAGAGCAACAGGAGGGAGAUUACAUAUUUGGAAAACAUCGAGGACUCUUGGGACUGGUUAUCUAACCAGACAGAUGUCAGAGAGGCGCAGAGCAGGACUAAACGCAGACCAAUCGUGAAAACGGGCAAGUUUAAAAAGAUGUUCGGCUGGGGUGACUUCAACUCCAACAUCAAAACUGUGAAACUAAAUCUCCUCAUUACAGGCAAGAUAGUGGACCACGGCAACGGCACGUUCAGCGUUUAUUUCCGCCACAACUCCACGGGCCUGGGGAACGUCUCCGUAAGCCUGGUGCCGCCUUCCAAGGUGGUGGAGUUUGAGAUCCCCCAGCAGUCCACCCUGGAGACAAAAGACUCAAAAUCUUUCAACUGUCGUAUCGAGUACCAGAAAACAGACCGCAGCAAAAAGACUUCACACUGCAGCUAUGAACCGUCCAACACGUGUUACCAAGAAUCCACCCAGAGCCACGUGUCCUGGCUCUGCUCGAAACCCUUCAAAGUCAUAUGCAUCUACAUCGCCUUCUUCAGCACUGACUAUAAACUGGUUCAGAAAAUCUGCCCAGAUUACAACUAUCACAGUGACAUGCCGUAUGCAUCCACGGGUUAAGAUCCAGUCCAUCCUAGACAGUGAGAACUGUCAUCCUCAUUGUCAGCAUGUGUAAAAUGUUUCACAUUAGGCUACACUAUUGGCAUUGCCUUGGCCUUUUGUGAUAUGACAGUCAGGACAUUUGAGGGCAAAGUAACUGAUCAACACUUUUGUAUUUUGACUUUAAAAACCCACUGAAUGGUGAAGUUUUUUGGGGUUUUUUUUUUUUUUUUUAAACACAAUCUUUCACUAAUUCUCAUGUUAAUAAAACACAGACCUACUGAGAAUAGAUUACACAUAAAACACCUUUUUAUUGUAAGGUUUAUGCGUGUGUUAAUAUGUGUUUAUUUUAUUGAGCAAUGGCCUCUUGUUCAGCACUAAAUUGUGUGAAGCAUUUGUCAAGAUAAGUGCGAACGGGGUUAAAUCAUUCAGCAAAGACAUUACAUACAAAUUACUCUUAGUUAUUUAGCAUUUCACAAAAACUUUAUGUGUGAAUUGAGAUUUGUGUAUAAUUUCAAAGAGUAAUUUGCAACGUCUCAUGAGAGCACAAUUCAUUGGACAGCUGGAUUUAGUGAAUCUGGCAGCCGGUUAACAAUCCUUUGUCAUGGUCUUGCCGCAGAGAUCCACAUUUCCAGGCUCCAAUUAACAUUAAUUAUAGUGGGAAAUUUCACUUACAAACCAUGACAAAGGGGACCGGAGCCAAAAACUGAAAUUUAGCAUGUCAGUCAUGUAGCUAGCAAACAUCUAUUCAUGCCAGUGACUUCAAACUCUUUCAUGUCCUCUGUUCAUGGAAAAGUGAAAAUGUGUAAGGAGUAAAAUACAGAUGUUUAUGCAAACACAAAUGAGGGUAAUUUAAUACAAUAUGCAAGUCUACCUUGUAUUAAAUCUUUCAUAAUUUAAAACAGUAUAUGGCGAUCAUUUGAAGGAAUCAUUUAUGUUUGCUCAUUGUAGUCUAAAUGUCAGUGUGUCACAAUGAACCAGCUGAAAUGCCAGUCUGAUCAUCAGAAAUGGAAUUCUCAGGUUCCAUGUGUGUGUGUGUGUGUGUGUGUGUGCCAAAAAGAUUAUGACUGUUUAUUUCAUUUUUCCCAUUUCAAGAGUGACUGAUCUGGAUCACAGUUCUGCUCGAAGUGAAGAAUCAGAUGGAUAAUUAAUUGUACUGAUACUCUACUUGUCUGCACACAAACGUUACCAUCAAGAACAUGUCAAUAUGAAGAUAGCUGUUUAUAAUUGUAUUUAGUUUAUAAUCCCAUGUGCAUUUUUGUGAAUAGUGUAUAAAUGUGACUAUAAAACUGUGUGUAUUUUGCCUUUUAAGGAUGAAUUUGUUUCUUAAUCUAUCAAUCUAGCAUUAACCAUUUUCUUACUUUUGGUGUUUGACAGAUAUAUCAAGUAGAUAUAGAGCCAUCUAGCUAUUUUUUUUUUUCAGCAAAUUGUAUGCUUUAUGUUUGUCUUCAAUAUCUAUAACAUACAAAAGAAAAAAAAAAACUCAAAGAAAAUGCCUGAGAGCUUUCAGCUUUCGUUUAACCCUCUAUGGUAAGCAUUU